GUGCGCCGCGAACGACUACGAACGUCUGAAAGUUCCAUAUAUUUUAGAAGAUUUAUGAUUUAUGAUUUAUGACGGAGAGUGUUAGGAUGCCUCGGAAAUCUGGUUUAGUACGAGAUCAAAUUUGGUUUAAUUUAGUUUAAACUAAUCUUUGUCGGAUCAUACUUAACUUCUCCAAGUGCCAUAAAACUUUCAUUGCUUGGUGAAGAAUUGAUUCAUAAGCUGUUCCAAGAAUUAAAAGCAAUGUAUCUUAUUUACGUAAAAUUUUCAAUGUACUACAGAUAGGGCACCAGCUCCAGUUGAAUUCCAUUACAUCGAAGAGGAACUGCUCACAAACUCAAAGGAUAAUCACAACAUGAGGCAAGAAAAAGAAACGGAAGACCUUUUGAAAUUGGUAGAACAACUUGUUCAUUAUACUAAAAAUGACUCAAUUAAAAAAACUUUGUAUCCGUACCUGAGAAGUACUCUUGGUGAUUUGUUGGCUCAGUGCCGGUCUAUUGUCGAUCAGGCAGAUGACUCUCACACAGUUCCCAAAUUCCAAGAAAAAAUUGAUAUAAAGAAUGAUUUACUAGCUGCAAGUAUAAAUGCCACCAGGGACAGCAGCUGUGCUGGUCCUUGUGUUUCUUAUGAUAAAAUGAGUUCCCUUAAAGCUUUAGAACCAGAAUCCUUGUUUGUUGAGACGGAUAUGACGGACAAUGCAGAGCAAAAUGAUGCUCUCAAUUAACGCGCUUGUUGUCAUCUAUUCAGUUAAAAAUCUCACACUUUAUGUCUUUACUACAUCAAUCUGAUCACAAAAUGGCAUCAAAUUGAGUGGCUUGAAAUAUGUGACAGUGACCGUCAGAUUCAUGUCAGUGUACUUGUGUCUAUUCUGACAAGUCUGUAUUAGUUGGGUGAAUAAAAUGUACUUUCUGAAUGAUCUCUUAUUAGCAAGUUUAAGACUGUGUAAUUGUAUUUGCAAGGUCAACUAAUUAACUUGGAUCAUUCAAUAUGAUGUGGCAUCAUACGUCUCUUCCACAGCCACAGGUGCUGUGGUGGCUGAGCCAGGCAUUCAAUUACCGUGUUCUUUUGGGGUCGCUAAGACUACAUUAUAAAGAAUAAACAAUGUUU
This is a messenger RNA of Frankliniella occidentalis (western flower thrips), 1104 nucleotides long. RefSeq lists its product as uncharacterized. Bases 353 to 721 code for a protein of 122 amino acids. NCBI's taxonomy places the organism in Eukaryota, Metazoa, Arthropoda, Insecta, Thysanoptera, Thripidae. The transcript is spliced from 2 exons. The record is from RefSeq and is a predicted model, not a curated record.